CCGAGAACCUUUCUUCAUCACUUUGUACUAAUCAAUGUGAACUUGAAAGUUGUGGUCGACCUGAAAAUGAAGUGGUUGUCGGCAGCCGCAGGCAGCCUGGUGUGUAUUCCGUAGUAGCCAAAAGGGACCGACCGAGAAACCUCGCUCCAAUGCCAUAUCCGGCUUAAUCAGUCAUUUCUUCUCCCCUUCACAUGAAGAGCAGCUCAACUUCCAGGGAGACUGAAACCAAUAUUCUUCAAUUUAUUCCACACCCACACCUCCUUGAGUUCCCUAUUCUUCUGGGCACACAACCCUCCAUCCCUCACUCCUCUUUCAGCAACCACUUCUCCUCCACAACUGCGCGAGUCCUGCGCCGUCCGAGAGGACAGAAAUAGGGACUCUUUAUCACCUCGAACCCUGAAAGCAGUAUAAUCCGUCACCACCACCUCAAAACCUCGGCUGUACAAAAAUCCUACGCCCCAAAAGACCAAAACCCGACCACAAAAUGUCCUCCUCAAAUCCCAACCCCCCAGCGUCUCAAUCCGAGCAUGUCACAUCUCCCGCGACCAACAACCCCUCCACCAACCCCGCAGAAUCCGAAUCCCGCUCCGCCACCACCGCCACGAACACAACCACCCCACAACGCCCUCAACCCGCCCAAGUUGACGACGAGGACUCCGAUUUCGAUGAGCUGGACGAUGUCCUCGACAACUUCAACAAACCCCCCCCAGCCUCAGCCCCAGCGCAAACCACAGAUGCACCAACCGAGGAUGUCGAUCUUGACGAGGAAGCCUUUCUCAGACAACUCGAGAAAGACAUGGCUAGUCUGAUGGGCGCGGGCGGCAGCGGAGCCGAUAACACCACCACGACGGGUGCAAGCGCAGGGAUCCCGGACGGGCUCGGCGAUGGCGAGGAGGCGCUUGAGAAGGACGCAGAGAUGUUCGCCAAGUAUCUCGAGGAGAGUGGGGUGUCGGCGGAGGAUCUUCUGAAGCAAUUGGUAGGGGAUUUGAUCAAGGGAGGAGGAGAUGGUGGCGCUGCUGAUAAUGGGAAGAAAGACGCGGGGGGGGGUGGUAGUAGUAAAGCGCAGGGGGGGAAGAAGAAGAGUAAGAGUAAGAAGAAGACUGGUGGGGAUGGUGAUGCUGCUGCUGCUGGAGAGGCGUCUGGGUCUACGGUUAAGACUACUGCUUCUGCCGCCGCUGCCGCUGCUGCCACCACCCCGGAGACAUUCAACGAUACUAUUCAGCGCACGAUUGAGCGGAUGAAGGAGUCUGGCGACAAGGCGACGGCCGCGGCCGAGGAAGAAGAUGCGGAUGCGGAUGACCUGGUGGCGCAGCUGAUCAAGGCGAUCGAGGCGGGCGGCGCUGGGGGCGACGGGAACGAAGCCGACCUGACCAAGAUGUUCAUGGGAAUGAUGGAACAGCUGUCUAACAAGGAGAUCCUGUACGAGCCGAUGAAGGAGCUCGACGCCAAGUUCGGACCCUGGAUCGCAGAGAACAAGGCCUCCGGCAAGGUUUCUGGGGAUGAACUGGCGCGCUACGAGAAACAGGCCGGCGUCGUCGCGCAGAUCGUGGCCAAGUUCGAGGAGAAAGGGUACACGGAUGAGGAUCCCAAGUGUCGGGAGUAUGUGUGGGAGAAGAUGCAGGAGAUGCAAGGCUGUGGUAACCCUCCCGAUGAGUUGAUCUCGGCGCCGAUGAUGGAAGAUCUCAUGGGUGGAGGUGGUGGUGCUGGCGCGCCGGACUGCCCGCAGCAAUGAAGCUUUAGGACUGACACGGAUGAUUUUGGAUUGAUGAUACGAAUUUCUGGGUGGGCCGCCUGUCUAUGUAUUGUACAUAUAUCCGUCUGUUUGCGCCAUGCCCUAGACUUUUGUCGCAAUGGCUUGAUAUUGUGUUCAACGAUGAGAAAAGAAGGGUCUCAUUGUGGGUAUUUCCGCAAUGAUACCUACCAGUGUCGAUACCAAUGGCAGUCUAAUGACAUUUGCCCACAAU
Aspergillus saccharolyticus JOP 1030-1 is the source of this 1964-nucleotide messenger RNA. RefSeq names its product putative peroxisomal membrane protein receptor Pex19 (gene pex19). The coding region runs from base 485 to 1732 and encodes 415 amino acids. Gene Ontology annotation, biological process: protein import into peroxisome membrane. Lineage: Eukaryota; Fungi; Ascomycota; Eurotiomycetes; Eurotiales; Aspergillaceae. The record is from RefSeq and is a predicted model, not a curated record. The transcript has 3 exons. Gene Ontology annotation, cellular component: peroxisome; peroxisomal membrane.